CAAAAAAUGAAAUAUUCCAGGUUCGCACGAGCGUUGAAUUCCAAUUCACCCUUUAUAUUUAUUUCACGACAACACAUUCUAUAGUUAAUAUUAUUUUGCUCACAAUGCAGUUGGAAUCCUGCUCGGACAUACUCUUGCGGUGCGGUAUCGAGAUGUUCAGCGACAAGGCGCCCGCUCUGCACACGUCAACGGCGCUUUUCAGAUACAAGCUUAGCGAGGCGAUCCGGCAAAACGCCCAAGUGUCGCAAGUAGUGGGCGACUGCAUCGAGGGUCUGCUGGCAUCGGAUAGCAUCGCUCUUUACCUUGACCCAGUGACACAGCCGCAGGAGGACCAAGUGCGAGGUGUGUACGGUCAACCAGAAAGCCUUGUGCGGCUGCUUCUGGGCGUCGACAGUUUGCAGUCACGGCUGAUCGGCCUGCUUCUGGACAAGUUUCCUGAGUUCAUUGGGACUGAAGAUCAGCAGGCCGCUGACGAAACCAAGACGUCGAUCAAGGUGCUCCGGCAGCUGCGCUGGCUCGACUACAUUGUCGACUCGGCCGAACUGACAGAGAAGCUUCUGGAGACACUAGGGUUUGUGCCGGCCGAGAUGCAGAGCGAGAUUGUGUCGGCGCUCCCGGACAUUAUCUCGGACUCGGACAACACUGAGGUGUCCAAGGUUCUGGCUGGCAUGCUGAGCGAUACACCCGAGCUUAUGCUGCCGCUGCUGGAGACGCUUGGCAGCCUGAACUGUGGGCCGGUGCUGCUGCAAGACGCGCGCAGCUCUGUUAUUGGCCAUCUCAUCUCGGCCGAGCCGCUGGAUCUUCCGGUCAUGGUCAAGUUUCUCCUGCACUCCGUCACAAGCGAUGGCGCAGCGUCGCUGAUCUCGCGCAUCCGCAAGAGACUUGAUCUGGACUGCAUUGUGCUCGCGUCAAAAGGCGGCGGCAAAGAUGUAGCGGCGUCGGCGAACCACUCUCCGGACGUGCUUAUCUUCGACGUAAUCGCCACCAGCUUGCGCUCGCACAAGCACCUGCGGGAUGCCUGGCUGCGCGUCAUUGCUGAGGACACAGACAAGGUGGGCACACACACAACGCUGGACUUGGUGGUUCUGCUGAUUCUGCACCAAAUACCCGCGCACACACGGCGUGUCGAGACGCUUCUGCGCGCGAAGAUCGACUCAACAGUUUCGGGCUGCGUGGCGUACACGCCGGUCCUGUUCGAGGCCGUCAUUGCGCGGUUUCCGGCGGUCUUUUCGGCGCACUUCCCAGCGCUGCUGGCCGUGGGCAGCUGGCUUGUCCGCACGAGCGCGCUGGGCAGCCAGGGCAGCCGCGUGGCGGCAGGCAUCCUGGCGGCAGCGUUUGCAUGCAUGGGCAUGUACCAGCGGCAGGAGAUCGCCGGCGAGCUGGCUGUGCACAUCGGCAGCGGCAGCGCUAACGAGAUUGACACGGCAGCGCGCAUCUUUUUGCGGCUGGCGCAGCGGAACCCAUGCGAGCUGCGGCCAUUCGCAGUCUUCAUUAAAGGCCUCCUGGACUAUGUCGACAAUCUGCCGCUGGAGCACGUGCGCGUGAUCUUUGACUCGCUAGGCAUUCUCUCGACGCUGGGCCAGGGCGGUGCAAGCGACAGCAUAUUCAGCGACCUGUACAUUUUUGUGCGCAAGCAGCUGGCCAGCGUGUACCCCAAGUACAACCGCAUCGGCAUCGUUGGCACUGUCUCGCUGCUUCGGCAGCUGGGCGCACCCGAGCAUACGGUGGCCGACUCUGCGACUGCUGGCAGCUCGACGCAGGCGGCGUCGGCAGCGUCUAUCAAUCUGCAAGCGUUGCGCCGUGCCGUGCAGUUGUUAGAGAUGCUGAUGGACUCGGCGCGGCACCAGUCGUGGGCCUUCGUCUCGAUGACCUACGACGAGCUCGCGCACAUUGUCGAGACCAGGGGCCUGCACGCGCAGCUGCUGACGUGGCUGCACGAGAAUGUGUCGUCGACGUUUGCCACGCACUUCUUGGCCGACCCUGAUUUGCUCACGGAGCGCUACGGGCUGCAAAGCCCGCCGGCGCCGGCGCUGUGGCUGGACGAGGAGGAGCCUACAAUUCUGGACAUCCUCAACCACAAUGGUGACGCGCUGCAUUUAGACGGCGACAAGGCAGAGCAGGGCGUACCGCGACUGCGCGGCUGCCUGCUGUCCUGUCUGCCGUCACUGCUGAGGCUUAUCCAGGUAUGCGAGAAGGCGCUGGGCGAUGGGUCUCUGGGCGAGAUCGACGCCCUGCUGGUCUGCGGCCUGUACAUUCUGCCCCCAAUCUCGCCCACGGGCACGCACCGCCCGGACGACGCCUCCGACGACUGCUCAGCCAUGGUUGCGGGUUCGACGCUGGCCGAUCCCACCGAUCAGCGCAGCGACCUUAUUGUGCACGCCAACACAUGGACUGCCGAGCUGCGGCUUACGCUGUGCUCGUCGCUGUAUGUGGCAGUCAAUUGGGUGCGCGAGCUGAUCAACGCGUUUGCCGACCAGCACUCGGCUGAGAUCCUUACGCACGUUGCGCGGCGCGCCAACCAGCUGCCGCAUAUUGAGGCCAGCCUGAUGGCUAUGGCGACAUCGCUUGCUGGGUCGCCACAUGAAUUCCGCCCGAUGGUCAGCGGCCUGGUUGCUGAGCUCGCUGACGCGCCCAGCAUGCGCACGGUGGACGGCGCAUCGCUGAGACUGAGUCGCCCCGAGUUAAUCAGCGCUCAGGGAUCCAACUUGGCCGACCACACGCACACGAUGGACCUUGGCGGGCUGCUCCUCUCGCAGGAUGACACACGCAAACUCAUUGACGGCACCCAACCAUUGCUGUUGUCACCGUCCGGGGUGGAUUCUGCGGCAGCGAAGCGUGGGCGCAGCAAGCGCAAGUUUGGCGCAUCUGCCGCCGCCGGCACUGCGCAUGCUGGUGCUGCCAGCACCGGGGCAAGCGAUGAUUUCUGUAAAUCGCCGCACGUGUAUCUGCGUGAGCUUGGGUUCUCCGCCUUCCGCGUCUUGCUCAUUGGCAGCAGCGACCUCGAUGCACCCAGAGCUCUGCUGAGUGCGCCGGCCUUGGCUCUGGUCGUGCGCGAGCUCGGCUCCAUCCUGGGCGUCAAGCUCGUGCGCCAUACUGAGAACAGGCGCGGCUUUGGCGUGCGCGCGCCCACCCACUGCAACUUGGCAACGUUCGGCUCCAACACGUCGGCCAGCUCGGCCAUACAGAUUGUGGCCGGUCUUUUGCCGCUGCUGCCGGCGCUGCUGCGCUACUUGGCGGGCUGCUUGGCGGUCAGCGCACAGCACCGCGACAACAUCCAGAUGGGCGCCGCCCUGGACAGCGCCAACGCGCAUCGCCGGAUUAUCUUGGACGAUGAUGGCGAUUUGGACCAGAUUGACCAAUGCAUCGACGGACUAUUAGGUGUGAUGUCCUCUGUGAUGCACUGGGACGGCUUGCAAAGUGGUGCAGCAGAAACAACAGCCAUUCUGGGAGUACUGGCCGCGCAAGGUGGGCACACAGAUAUGGCCGAGCUGAAGGACCUAGAACCCAACGCCCUGGUCCGCCGCGCCUUCGACUAUCUCUGGUCGCUUACCUCGCUGAUGCCCACAGCGCAGCACAGCACUAUUUUGCUGCGCAUUCUCAUUGGCGCGCGCACACUAUCCACCCACGAAUCCACUGCUGCUGCCGAGGAAGCCAGCUGCUUGUCCGAAUCAGAGCGCGACGAAUCUAUGGACGGGUGCAUCAGCCGCCUGGCGCAGAACAUUCUGAAUUACUCAGACAAUGGAGUGAAACCUGUGGAUCUAGAAUACGUGAUUGCUCAGCAUAUACUACGGUACCCGCACAACCGGCUGGAUCUCAUCCACCGGUACGCCACGGAGACGCUCCCCGGCUUUUUAUCCGGCCAAUCAACCGAAACAACGCGAGCAACGUUCCCAACAUACUACAAGGCUGUCCUGCAUAGUCUCGGACAAACCAUCAAGACCACGCUAUGGUCACAGUCCUCGGCGCUCCUCUACGCCAACCGCGUGGCGGAAAGCUGGCUUUCUCUGAAUAAGCUUACGCAACAGCAACUGGAUCCGCAACUCCAGCGCACCAUCCUCCAUUUGGCACUAAAAUCCGGUCACACGCUGAUAGACCACAUAAUCAAGCUCAUUAUGCCCACUAUGGACUCACUCUUCCUGCUUCACAGCGAGAGUAUCCUAGCUAUAUUCAAUCGAAUCCAGAAAUCCACACGGAUAUUGCAGAAUAUAUGCAACCACUCCAAGGUGGCCAAGGACACAAAGCUGCAACAGGUUGUGCCACAGAUCAAGAGAAGGCUGGAGCAGAUGGUGUUUUUGGUGGUGGCAUUUAUGGAGAACAACUGCUGCAGGGAGGCUGUUAAUUUGGGGAAUUUGAAACAUCGCGAUAUCAGAGGCCAGGUUGUCAGUUCGCAGAUACCUAGGAUGGAAGGAUCCUCUGAAGACGAAGGAAUGGAGGAGGAGGCAGAGAUGGCCGGGAUAGCAGAGAUGGCUGGGAUGGCUGGGAUGGCUGGGAUGGCUGGGAUGGCUGGGAUGGCGGAGAUAAUGGACGUGGAUCGAAGGGAAACAGAGCUCAGACUGAUCAAGAGAUAUCAGUCGAGUGACAAUAUUUCUGGCUCUGCUGUUGGAGCCAGCAAGAAGCAGGCUAACCUUGUCAAUCGCAAAAAACAGCUGAUUCAGCGUAGGGAUCGGAGGGCGAUGGCCAUGAGGAAGGGAAAUAUCAGGCACCGAAACAAUACACAUGACGCCGAGGAGGAGGAGGAGGAGGAGGAGGGGGAAUAAUAUAUAUAUUGUCAAGGGUGUAGAUGUUUAUAAUGUUUACAAAACAAAUUAAAACAUUCGAGAGACCCUAUUUUCGUAUUCCGCUCUCCUAUUUUUUAUUUUAGUUGUUCCUUGCAACAUCAAAAUUCACCUUUGUUGAUACUUUCUGCUUAGAAGGAUGUUUGGUUCAAGCGGUGUUCUAAAAUUCAUUUUUUAUAUUUACCCUCUUUGUAUUCUCAACUUUGUAUCUAUUAAACAAGCGAUAAUAAAA
This is a messenger RNA of Kickxella alabastrina, 5007 nucleotides long. Its product is annotated as Fanconi anaemia protein FancD2 nuclease-domain-containing protein. Gene Ontology annotation, molecular function: DNA polymerase binding. NCBI's taxonomy places the organism in Eukaryota, Fungi, Kickxellomycota, Kickxellomycetes, Kickxellales, Kickxellaceae. The transcript has a single exon. Gene Ontology annotation, biological process: homologous chromosome pairing at meiosis; interstrand cross-link repair; double-strand break repair involved in meiotic recombination. The record is from RefSeq and is a predicted model, not a curated record. Gene Ontology annotation, cellular component: condensed chromosome; nucleus. The coding region runs from base 105 to 4757 and encodes 1550 amino acids.